Messenger RNA from Vollenhovia emeryi, 2256 nucleotides. RefSeq names its product heparan sulfate 2-O-sulfotransferase pipe (gene pip). NCBI's taxonomy places the organism in Eukaryota, Metazoa, Arthropoda, Insecta, Hymenoptera, Formicidae. The transcript is spliced from 8 exons. The record is from RefSeq and is a predicted model, not a curated record. Bases 658 to 1830 code for a protein of 390 amino acids. Gene Ontology annotation, cellular component: membrane. Gene Ontology annotation, molecular function: sulfotransferase activity.
GAAUCGGCCAAGAAAAGCGGCAGUCGCGUGUCGACCAGCGGACAGGUCGGUGCAGAAGCGAGCGGAUGCGCCUCUCUGUUCUCCACCGCGUAACUCCCGCGAGCGCGGCCGCACGUUUGCCGGAAGACCGAUGACUGAAAAGAUCCGCGGUGACUGUGGCCGCGCGCGCGUUUCGACACCCGGAACCCGUACGAACUUCCGACCCGGCGCCGCCGUCGAUUCCAACGAGAUUGCAUCGGCCACGAUGUCGCAAAGCUGCUCCGGCGGCGCGCGCGCUCGCUGAGGAAGACCGAUCGGCGAGCCGAUCGAGGAUGUUGACCUGGUAGCGGGUGUUGAUCGACGGGAAAAUCGCUCGCUUGUGGGAAUCCAACGGUCUACGUUUACAGCUGUCGGCGAACGUUAACGUUCGAUCGAUAGAUCUUUUUGUCGAUCGUCGUCGUCGUCGUCAUUCAGCAGUGGUUAAGUGAAUGGACUUUAUGAGUGAGCGUUGUCGUAGCUCGGCAGCAUCGGCCGGAAGACACGAGUGCCCGGCGACGGCAGAUCGUCCUCCAAUGGAUCGCACGUGACCACCGCGAUCUCGUGGGAUAUCGAGUCCGAUUGCCCUCCGAGAGGGACGUCUUCCCGUGGAAGAGGCCAGAUUUCGAAAGGCGCGGCAGGAUGCCGAAGGAGAACAUGUGGCGGCAGAGGAGAGUGCCCGUUCCCAAGAGGACGAUCGAGCUGAUCGCUUUAAUAGCGAUAUCCAGUACACUUUUUCUCUUUCUUCACACGAGAGAUCUGCAUUCGCGUCUGAAAAAAAUGGAAGUACGUCUUCAACCGGGGGAAGAUGACGUGCUCUCGGCAAAUCAGCUCUCAUCAGACGGUAUCCAAACUGAUUCUGAUCCAAAUGGCAGCAUCCAUUACCCAAAUGUGCAACAUGUUCUCGUGGAAAAGUACGACGAUCAGGAAGCGCUCGACAUUGACGCUCUCAACAACACGAAGAGGGCCGACCGGGAAGUGCUGUUCUUCAAUCGCGUGCCGAAAGUCGGUUCGCAGACCUUUAUGGAGCUGUUGAGGAGGCUGUCGAUAAGGAAUACAUUUUCGUUCAACAGGGACCGUGUGCAGCGAGUUGAGACCAUACGUCUCGCGCCGAUCGAGCAGCUACAUCUCGCCAGGAUGGUCAGCAGUUAUUCGGAACCGUCUGUUUACGUGAAGCACGUCUGCUUUACUAACUUCACAGAAUUCCACCUACCGGAGCCGAUUUAUAUCAACAUAGUACGCGAUCCCGUCGAGAGGGUCAUAUCCUGGUAUUAUUAUGUAAGAGCACCGUGGUACUACGUAGAGAGGAAGCAGAUCUUCCCGGACCUACCGUUGCCCGAUCCCAAUUGGCUCAAGAAGGACUUUGAGUCGUGCGUAUUGAAGGGCGAUCGAGAGUGCAGAUAUUUGCAGGGUGAGAUCCACGAAGGCAUCGGUGACCACCGCAGGCAAACUCUCUUCUUCUGCGGACACAGCGAGAAAUGCACUCCUUUUAAUACCGUUGGUGCCCUGGAGCGAGCCAAGUUAGCGGUGGAAAAGCACUACGCGGUAGUAGGCGUCUUGGAGGAUAUAAAUACAACUCUCACGGUACUGGAAAACUACAUACCACGAUUUUUUCAGGGAGCUACCGACGUUUACUACGAUCAAUCAAACUCCUUUACGAGGAUCAAUCGAAACUUCUUUAAACCGCCAGUCAGCGAGGAAGUGAAGAACUUGGUGCGCAGCAACUUUACCCGCGAGGUCGAAUUCUACCAAUUCUGCAAGCAGCGACUUUAUAGACAAUACAGAGCUCUCAAAUUGCGGUCAAAUGUUCCGUAGUUCCGCAAUCGUGAUGAUCUCUGAAAAGGACAUCUCCUAUUUGUUGAUACGAAGGCAAUUAUUAAAAUGCAUGAAAGACAUUAUGCAGAAACAUACAUUUCAAUGCAAUUACAUUGGGUAGUGUUAGUGAUUCGAUAUAGAUUUACAACAGAUUGAUAACUGCUCUUGAAUAAUAGUGAUUUACGAAAAUCUCAAAUGGUGUAAAAAAAAUUAAUGAUUUUAUACACGAAUAUUAAUAUAAUAAUUUGUAAACUAAUGUCAGAUUAAUAUGACAGACCGUGCUUUAUUUGUACAAUCAUCAUAACAUUAUUGUGAUCGAAAUUUUAAUGUUAUGGCUACUUUUAGUACUUUUAAUAAUGACUAUCGAAAUUAGAGUGUAGAGACAUUUUAUCGAAGAUUCGAUUACAAUAACUGUCCCAAUUUAAA